Molecule: messenger RNA, 814 nt
Organism: Moneuplotes crassus
Lineage: Eukaryota; Ciliophora; Spirotrichea; Euplotida; Euplotidae
Source: the annotation of a GenBank genome assembly
AUGGAGAGUGAAAAUAAAAUUACCCAAGAAAAUCAUGACCAAGCCAUCGGUCUAGAAAAGUCUAUCCUGGUCGAAAGCAUCAAGCAACAAUAUCAGAGAUGUUGCUGCAUUUACUACAAUACACAUUUAAGAGAGAUCAAAGCUAAACUACCCGAUCCAGAAUCUAAUAAACACUGAGUAAACCAUCAGCUUCAAAUUGCUUUUGCACUUCUUAGAUAUAUGAACCUUAUGAAAAAAUUAAAGCUUCUAAAAUUCUCCAACAUAAAAAAGGCAGGAUUGCAUAUUGGCAAAAUGAGAAAUUAAGCAUAUUCUAAAUUUCGUAGAUUUCUCAUUGCCCAAUAAAAUGGAAGAGUUAGAUGUUUAUCUCACUUUUGAAAAGAAACUGAAUAGAGCUACUUACUUUAACUCAUUGGUCAGGAUCAGCUCUAAAGUAACCCGAAGAGUGGGAUUCCAAUUUUUCUGUCUUAGCCUUAACCAACUGAAGAGGUUGGUGGCAGCUUACAGACAUGUGAAAAUAUUGGAUAUUUGGGAUUGCAAGUUGUCCAUUCCAACAGUUCCUGAUUUCUCAAGGGCUCUUCAAAAUUGCCAAGUUCUGGAAAUUAGUUUAUCAGGGACAGGAUACUAUUAUCACAGCAAUUGGAAGGAUCACCCUGAAGAGUUCAAAAACUUGAUACAAGGAUUCGCAACAUCUUCAGAUUUAAAGUUGAGUCUCAGAAAAGUAACAAUUGAGGAUUGUGAAAUAAAGAAAAGUGAAGCUCAAAAAAUCUUUGCAGAAUAUCAAUUCGAAGGUGUAGAAAUAACUGAUGUAUCUUAA